Molecule: messenger RNA, 647 nt
Organism: Drosophila grimshawi
Lineage: Eukaryota; Metazoa; Arthropoda; Insecta; Diptera; Drosophilidae
Exons: 1
Coding region: 7-492 (161 amino acids)
Biological process (GO): regulation of synaptic transmission, cholinergic; positive regulation of voltage-gated potassium channel activity; sleep
Source: RefSeq, a predicted model, not a curated record
CUCACAAUGUUCUCUGGUUUCACUGUACUCGCCAUUCUGUGCAGCAGCCUCGCCGCAGCCGAGAUACUGGAGUGUUACAAGUGCUCCGAUGGAAUAGAUAGCAAAGCAACUAUGCCAUGCUCAAAGCUACAGAACUCACCCAAGUACAGGGUACAGUGUGCAAACUCUACAAUGUGUGAGAAGAAAGUGAUAUCGAUAAUACUAAAAAAUGGAACGAAAUGGUCAACACAUCAUAGAGAUUGCGCAAAGCAAGUGGCAAUCACCUAUAAGCUCAUAAAUCGGAUUUAUACCCAUGUUUAUUCCAUAGAAGAGCCCUACAAGGAUGGCUGCACUGAAUCGAACUCGCAUAACAUGCUGUCAGCAGCCGUGGAACAUUGCCAUUGCCGGGGCAACUUGUGUAAUUCAGCGCCUUAUCGCGACCUCAACAUCCUUAUUAUAAUAACAUAUGUACUGACGCUGUUAAGCAACUUACAACUACUCAUUGAGAUAUGAAUGUUCUUAGCUUUGUCAGAUUAUAUAGAAUUACUGCAGUUAUGUGGGGGAUUGCUAGCUAAGCACGAACAUUUUUUAAGUAACUUAAAUAAAGAAGAAGUUGUAAACAAAAAUCAAUUCCGGCUUGUCGCCAAAUCUACUCAUUAAGUAGCUUA